Molecule: messenger RNA, 2265 nt
Organism: Symbiodinium natans
Lineage: Eukaryota; Dinophyceae; Suessiales; Symbiodiniaceae
Source: the annotation of a GenBank genome assembly
AUGGAUCGAGCCACUUCAGAUGAUGAUGAAGACGAAUCUGGUGCUUAUCAGCACAAGGGAAUCAGUGCAGAUGAUCUCAGCGACGACUGGGUCGAAGCUCAGAUGAAGGAUGUCACUGUGGCAGUCAUUGGCAACGUUGAUAGUGGAAAGUCGACCUUGGUUGGAGUUCUUACCAAGGGCGGACUGGAUGACGGAAGGGGCCUAGCCCGGGCAAAGGUCUUUAACUUUUCGCAUGAAGCGGCCAAUGGGAGAACAAGCAGCAUCGCACAGGAAAUCAUGGGAUUCUCACAUUCAGGUGAGCAGGUUCUGAUUGAUAGAAUGGGUACUUCGACGGCCAAUUCUCGAAACCAGACCUGGCAGCAGGUGGUAAGCCAGUCAGAAAGACUGGUGACUUUCAGCGACCUGUGUGGCCACGAGAAGUACCUCAAGACCACGAUCUUUGGCUUGGUGGGGCAAUGUCCAGACUACACGAUGAUCAUCGUCAAUGCCAAUGCAGGUUUCCAGCGCAUGUCGCGCGAGCACCUGGGCAUCGCGCUUGCCUUGCGCAUCCCCUUCUUCAUCGUCGUGACCAAGAUUGACAUUGCACCCCAGAAUGUUUUCGACGAAAACCUCGCGCAGCUGCACAAGAUUGUCAAGUCAAACGCCGUGAGGCGGCAGCCCCUGGUGGUGACGAGUGAAGACCAGUUAGAGCAAGCUGCCUCCGGGAUUUACGACAAACAGGUCUGUCCAAUGUUCUGCAUCUCCAGUGUCAGUGGAGAUGGUCUUCCGCUUCUGCGGUCUUUUCUGCAGCGGCUGCCAUCUAGAUUGCAGGACAGUGGUCUCUUCAAACCACCGAGCAGUCCGGCUGAGUUUCACAUUGACUCCAUCUACGUUGUGCCCGGUGUCGGCCUCGUGGUCGGCGGUGUCGUUCGAUCAGGUCGCAUCUGCCCUGGGCAGCAUCUGCUUCUGGGCCCAGACAAGGUGAGCCAGUUCAAGCCGGUCAUGGUGAAGACCAUCCAGUACAAGCGUGUCGCCGUUGACAUGGCUGAGAGUGGUCAGCACUGCAGCUUUGCUCUCCGUUCUCUGGUGAAGAGGGAGACGCUCAAGAAGAGCAUGUUUAGAAAAGGCAUGGUCAUGCUUGGCCCGGAGCUUCAACCGAAGGCCAUUUGGUCUUUCAAGGCCGAGCUGCCCAGCUGUGUUUUAGCCAUGGUCAUCAAGACUGAUCUUUGCAACUACACCGAGUACAGGAUUUACCCUGGACAUGGCCAGAAGUUCGUGGCAAAGGAUGCCAAGGUGAGCUUCUUCAUCUCAGCCAAGGCCGACUCGUUGUACCACCAGCGGAUCAAGCCGGUCAAGCUGCGCUGGACACAGGCUUGGCGUCGCCAGAACAAGAAGGGCAAGGUCGAGGAAGGCGGCAAGAAGAAAGCACGAAAGGCGCAAAAGUUUCAGAAGGCCAUUGUCGGCAUGUCCUUGGAUGACCUCAAGAAGAAGAAAGCCAUGCGACCCGAGCUGCGCCAGGCACGCGAGCAAGCGGCGAAGGAGGCCAAGGCAAAGCAGCAGGCGGAGAAGAAGAAGGCGGCAUCCAGCAAGCCGGCAGUUGCCAAGAGCAAGGCUGACAAGGGUGCGAAGUUGCCGAAGGGUGGAGGCGCCCCAGCUGGCGGCUUCUUGUCUUCGAUUUGUGGCACUGUAGAGCUUUGUAGCGUCUUUGUAGCAUCAGACGUCAUCAAUGUCUUCACGUUGAGGUACAGGAUCUACCCUGGCCAUGGCCAGAAGUUUGUGGCAAAGGUGAGCUUCUUCAUUUCUGCCAAAGCGGACUCACUGUACCACCAGCGCAUCAAGCCAGUGAAGCUCCGCUGGACUCAAGCCUGGCGUCGCCAGAACAAGAAAGGCAAGGUCGAGGAGGGAGGCAAGAAGAAAGCCCAGAAGUUCCAGAAGGCAAUCGUGGGCAUGUCCCUUGAUGACCUCAAGAAGAAGAAGGCGAUGAGACCCGAGCUGCGCCAGGCACGAGAGCAGGCUGCGAAGGAGGCCAAGGCCAAGCAGCAAGCGGAGAAGAAGAAGGUUGUGAUUCUGCACCAUGCCACCACCAUCAGGGAAGGAUACCAGGCCAUGAUCCAUUGUGGAAUUAUUCGCCAAUGUGCGGCUGUCAAGAACAUGUCCUGUGAACUGCUGCGCUCUGGGGACAAGGCCAUUGUGACAUUUCGAUGGUGCUACCACGCGGAGUAUGUGUGUCUUGGCGAGACUCUUCUUUUCCGCGAAGGUCGCACCAAAGGCAGGCUCAGCGUCUGA